AGCACUUGUUCUAGAGAUCGCCAACGUUGAUGCGCAAGCGAGAGAUGUAGAGGCGGUAUUCGGAGGUUGAGAACAUCUUGUAAAUGUCUACAGUGUAUCCAAUUCUAGGGUUCUUGGGAGGAUGAAGGCGUCGGCCAAGCUGCGCGAUGGGCAGGAGCCGCUGCUCCGAGCCAAGAUCCCGCUCAACAUCCUGGGGCUGCCAAUCUGCUCGGGCGUGAGCAUGGGCAGCAGCCAGGAGCUGGGGCUCCACGUCUCGACGCUGGUGGCGGCGGGGCCUUCAUGCCGGGUAACAUUUCUCCCCAACGAUUCCCACGCGCCCGUGUGUGUGAUGCUCAAGGCAGGGUUUGGGCCUUGGGGAUCUCCCGUGGGCUCCUGCCUCGCCAUCUCCGCGCAGCUCAAGCUUCCAACUUGGAGCCAGCAGCGACCCUCCUUUUCCAUUUCACUCAAGCCGCGCAAUGGUGAUUUCAUGCUGCUCAAGAAUGUGAGGGGAAUCGAGCUCAAGGGCCGCAAACCAAGCAAGGAAGAAUCGCCGGACGAGGCGACUGCCACGAAUGGCGUGAGUGUUGCGGAGCUGGCCAAAGCAUUUGACAAGGAGAAAACAAGCAGCACCAAGAAUGUGAAUGGCUGCUUGGAAGACGAUGGCUGGGUGAUCCCCGACGCUGGAACGAUGACAAGAACACGAACAAGAGGUUUCAGCUCCACCCCGGCUGCCUUCAAGGGGUGGAGUGUAGCAGCGCACAGCAGCCUUCCCCUGGGGCAACGGGUGUACGCUGGAAUAAGAUGGCGAGUGGGAGUCCCUGGAGAUUUGGUUGAGACUCUGGCCUCUAAUCCUCACAAGCUCUGGUCACGAUUGAGCUCCCCGGUUCUCAAGCUCGACAAGAUCACCCUCUACAGCAUCGAGCCCAAGGACGAUCAAGCGAAGCCCGACAGCAUGAGUGAUUCCAUGGCAGCAGCUCACCAAGCUUGGAUGGAGGAGAACCAAGAGCUUAACAAGGUCGCGGCCAUGUGUUCUUCCAUACGGAGGCAACUCCAUCUGGUGUACAGCGAGAACCGGGUUCUGAGGAACACACUGGAGGAGAUGCGAAGGAACUUUAACAGCAGGGGAAGCACCCCCACGGAGAUGCCAUCUUCCAUAGUCAUGGACAAGGCUCUGCUACCAUUGGCCGACUACGAGAACGUCCACAGGAGUCAGCAAUCGCCAAUCCCGGGGAAGAAGGAAUUUGAUGCCGAUGCUACUGCUCCGGCCGCUGACAAGAAUAGGGAGCAACGGAAUCAAUACCAGAGCAAACAACACAAGCCACGGCCGCCGGAUACUGCUGCGGUAGCUCCCGAGAAAUCUGUCCCUCCGCCACCUCCCGCUCCUUCGGCGUCUGCAGUUGCCAAGGAGCUCAAAAAGGCAAUCAAUGCAAGCAAAUCGACGUGAUUGCUUGUGUCAUGAUGUAUAUAGGAAAAUGUAAAGUAAGUUUUCUCAAAUCAAGAUGAACAGUCUAUUUACAAGAUUCAAUCAAAGGAACUUCUCCAAA
This is a messenger RNA of Selaginella moellendorffii, 1523 nucleotides long. RefSeq lists its product as uncharacterized. The record is from RefSeq and is a predicted model, not a curated record. Gene Ontology annotation, cellular component: chloroplast. NCBI's taxonomy places the organism in Eukaryota, Viridiplantae, Streptophyta, Lycopodiopsida, Selaginellales, Selaginellaceae. Bases 122 to 1423 code for a protein of 433 amino acids. The transcript is spliced from 2 exons.